CGGAAGUAGCAGAGUUAGCAGAGUUAGCAUGUGUGGAUAACAGAUGGCAGCCAGCGUCAGUCUGCGGCGGCGUGCGGCGGAGGAAGACGUUUGUCCUCUGGAGUCUAAGUGUGUGAGGACGGACGCAGAGACGAGAUGGGACAGGAAGUCACAGGCGGCGUCCGCUCCUCUCACAGGAAGCGCCGCCGAGGACAGACAGGAAGAGGAGAGGACGACGGGUGAGCAGGCGGUCGCCAUGGAGACCGGCGAGAACAGUGAGGAUGAACUGGGACGACUGGACAUCGACCUGGACAGGAAGUCCAAACAGCACAACCUCACGUCCAGGAACGUGCGCGCCAUCCUGCACGAGGUGAUCACUCAUGAGCGAGUGGUAGCGAUGAUGAAAGCUGCGAUCAGAGACACUCAGGACCUCCCCAUGUUUGAGCCGAAGAUGACCCGGUCCAGACUGAAGCAGGCCGUCCAGCAGGGACAGCCACUGAACUGGAGUCUGUCUGCAGUGAGCAGCAUCAAGCCUCCUCAGUUUGUGGACAUUGAUCUUGAGGAUGAUGAAGACUCCUCAGAUGAAGAGUAUUGUCCUGAUGAUGAAGAGGAGGAGGAAGACACGGCCGAGGAAACCUUUCUCAGUGACGCUGACAGCUUCGCUUCACCUCCCAGAAUGCACUGCUCUCAGCCUCGACCUCCAGCAGUCCACAUAGCUGCUGAACCCUUACAGAGAUCUGCAGGACAGCCCAGCGAGGAGGUGACGGCUCUCAGCUCCUCCCUGGCUCCUGCUGAGUUCUCCUUCAUGGAGAGACUCAACGCUGUGGAGGAGGAGCUGGACUCCAGCCUGUACUCCUUUAACCAGUCUCUGGACAGGAAGCCUGAUGAUGGUGCUGGAGGCUCCAGCUGUUUGGCGUACCGCACGCGUUCUAAGCUCCCAUUGGUCGACGUCCCGCUGGAGCAGCUGGAGGCGGAGCUUCUGGCCCCUGACAUCACCGCUGACAUGUAUGACGAGGGCCCCCCCCAGCUGGAGGAGGACCGCCACUGGACGCGCUGGCUGCAGGGUCUGAUGGCCCCCCACAGUGAAGAGGAAGUCGAUGAUGACGAUGACCCAGAGUACAACGUGCACGACGACCCGGAUGAACCCGACCUGGAGGACUACAGGACGGACCGAGCUGUCCAGAUCACCAAGAAGGAAGUGAACGAGCUGCUGGAGGAGCUCUUCGAUACACUCCAGGAAGAGGAGGAGGAAGAGGAGGAGGUGGCAGCUGAGAUGGAAGAACAGGAGGAGGAGGCCCCGUUACAGACUGGACCCAAAUUCAACGUCCCCCAGGCUUUACGCUUUGAGGCGCCGUUAGCCAGCAUGCUAACAGAGCGGCGGCGGACGGUCAGGAAACAGUAUGAAGCUCUGCAGCAGAGGAGAGCUCUGCAGGACACCACCAACCAUCACCGUGACAACCUGAACCUGAAGGACUCAACCAGCCCUCAACCCGACUCCGUCACAUCCGUCUUAGUCCUGCCGAGCCGGGUCAGCCCCGCGCUCCACCUGGACUACGCCCAGAAACUGCAGCUGCAGCAGCAGGUUCAGCAGCACGUUCAGCUGCUGACUCAGGUUCACCUGCUCAGCCGCCGCGUCGAUGCUCUGAACCACGAAGCAGCCAUCACUAAGAACUACCUGGAGGAGCUGCAGCAGUUCUCCGGCCGUCAGGAGGAGGCGUUACUGCCCAGCUGUUUCAGAGUGUGUAACCUGCAGCCAGCGCUGGAUCUCCUGCAGGAGGUGGAGCAGAGAGACCAGCCUCCUGCUGCUCCUCUUGCUCCUGCUGCCUCCAGACGCUGGCUCCCCACCAUGACUCCCACCACCAACAGCCACGCCUUCCCUCUGAUGCCCGCCGACGCCGCCUGGCUGUUCGCCACUCGGCCCGUCUUCCUCUACACAGAACUACUUCCUGUCUGCAGCCUGGACCGCGCCCAGCACACCCGACACCAGCGGAGCGUUUACACGGCGGGAGAGGACGGGCUGAUCAUCCUGGGCCUGAAGCACUUCGAGGGGGCGGUGCAGCCGGAUCAGCUGAUCAGCUCCUACCUGCUCUGUAAGACUCAGUGGAACUUCAGGAAACACGUCCGAGAGAUGAGCAGCUCCAGAGCGCCGCACAGCAGCGUCAUCAAGACGUUCCUGACGCAGGGAGCCGUUCCCACGCUGCCGCUGGCCUGCAGCAGAGUCCAGCCGGGAGAACAGCGCCCCCCAGUGGACGGGAGGACCUCCAUCAUGCCCAACUGGCUCAAGAACAGUCAGCAGAUCAUCCAGAGGACCAGACUGAGCACCUGUCCGCCACGUUACCCCCCCUCCCUCCCCCAAGGCUGCACCCUGAGGCUCCACCCCUACUGGCACAACAAGGCCUCCCGCCAGCCGGCCCCCCCCUCCAGACGCCUCUUCACCCUGGCCCAUAAUGCAUCACUGCUGCCCCUCUGCCCGGCGGACAGACAGGCGGACGUGCAGCCAAUCAGCUACUUGGCCCAGCUACCUGCUCCAGGUGUAGCGUUACCAUCCAACCCCCCUGCUCUGCCGUUAGCCCCGCCUCCUCCCUGUGGGGCCGUCCCAUUGGCUGCCGUUCACCCAGUCCCGCCCCGCCCUUUGUGUGCUGACAUCAUCCAGUCCUGCCUUCCUAUUGGGCAGAGAAAUGUUUCCAGGCAACAAGACACGGGGCCUCCUCCGCCCCUCCUCCUCCCCCUCCCCUCCAUACCCAACCCCGAAACUACAAAUCCCAUAAUGCCUUGCUCAGCCGCUGUCCUGAACCCAGGCUACGUCGUGCUCCAGAUGGUGUGGACACCUUCGUCUCCUUCCUCCUCCUCCUCCUCCCUGCAUGCUUUGGGGCAGAAGCUCCACCCUGCGAUCAAACAGGAGCAGAAGGAGGUGAAGAACAACUGCACAAGGCCCCACCUGCAGGAGGAGGUGAGACAGGAGGAGAAGGGAGGAGAUGAGGACAGUUCAGAGUCUAUAUCAUCACUGUCGUCCUGUCCAGGAGCAGAGGAGGAGGAGGAGGAAAAAGAGGAGGAGGAGAGGAGCUUGAAUCAUCUCGGUGUUGUCUGUUUGAAAGGUGGAGAGGAGAAAGAGAGGAGAGAAGAAGGAGGAGGUGGAGAGGAAGAAGAGAGAGGAGCAGCAGGAGGAGGUGGAGAGGAGGAAGAGAGAGGAGCAGCAGGAGGUGGAGAGGAGGAAGAGAGAGGAGCAACAGGAGGAGGAGGUGGAGAGGAGGAAGAGAGAGGAGCAGCAGGAGGAGGUGGAGGAGGAGGUGGAGGAGGAGGUGGAGGGGACGAAGAAAGGAGAGAGGCAGGAGGAGGUGGAGAGGAGGACAAUAAGGGUGGUGCAGGAGGAGGUAGAGAGGAGGACACAGGAGGAGGAGGAGGAGACGGAGAGCAGGGAGGAGAAGGGGACGAAGAGGAGGACGAGGACGGAGAGAAGGAGAAGGAUGAAGAUCAGGACAGGCAGGGCGAAGAGGAGGAGGAGGAGGACUUUGAUGACCUCACACAGGACGAAGACGAGGAGGAAGUGAUGUCAUCGGCAUCGGAGGAGUCGGUGCUGUCGGUACCUGAGCUACAGGAGACGAUGAAGCAGCUGACGUGGCUGGCGUCGGAGAGGAGGCUCUGUGCCGACGCCGACUCCGAGGAGGACCACUCUCCCACCUCCCCCGGCUCUCAAGAGGAGGAAGAGGAGGAGGAGGAAGAGGGGCCCAAAGGGGAGGAGUCAGGAGAAGGCAGGGACAUCAAGGCCGGAGGAGACGAGGAGACGCCGUCCUGCGAGGGAACGCCGCGAGGAGGAGGAGGGAGGUGCUCCGGACGAGGAAGAGGUCGGAGCCGUCCUCUCCGCGGCCUGAGGAGGAGUCGGCAGGAGCGUCACAGUAAAGACGCUGCGAAGCUGCUGCUGCUGUACGACGAGAACCUGCUGAACAACGAUCCGCACCGAGAGAGCAAAGACGUGGCGUUCGCCCAGAGCUACCUCAACAGGGUGCGCGAGGCGCUGCAGGACUUUCCCGGGAAGGUGGAGGAGUUCGUGUGUCUGCUGAACGAGUUCGAGCUGCUGGGAGAAGGGCAGCGUGUGCUCGCGCUGUUCAGGAAGCUGCGAUGCAUCCUGGGAAACCGCACUGACCUCCUCCGAGACUUCGCCGCCUUCAUGCUCCCGGAGCAGGCGCUGGAGUGUGGACUGUUUGAGGAGCAGCAGGCGUUCGAGCGCAGCCGGCGGUUCCUGCGACAGUUGGAGAUCAGUUUUGGAGAUAAUCCGUCACAUUACCAGAAGAUCAUCAAGGCUCUGCAGGCCGGUCCAGACCUGAGCCCAACCAGCAUCCACGAGCUCAAAGUUCAGAUGGCCACGCUGCUCAAAGGCCACACCCACUUACAAGCUGAAUUCUGGGUGUUUUUCGACGAGCUCCGCCCACCGCCGGCGCGUCCGGGACAGUUCGAAGAAGCUCAUUGGCCGGAGGAGGGAGGGGGCGGGUUAGACGGCGGCGAGGGCGUGGGCUCGGGGUCGGGAGGCGGGGCCAGUUGCGGCUUCGAGGAAGUGACGCUCCCAGAGCUCGAAGAGGAAGAGGAGGGGCACAAGAUCCAACCGAUGGCGAGCCGGCGCCAGAGGAGGAAGCUGGACGUCCACAGGAACUACAAGGACUGCGAUUGGUCGGAUAAAGACUGGCCCUGCCUCUGUCACGAUGCAAAGAUCCGCCGACACCGGAGGAAAGGAUGCUCCCGCUGCCAUGGCAACAAGAGCUCAGUGGGCGUUUCCAGAGCCAUGAAGAGUCUGGACCCGCUUUACGCCCAGAUAGGUAAAGAGCUGAAGGGAGACGACAGUCCUCAACCUGAUCGCAGCGCAGCAUCAUGGGAAGGCUCGUUCCCCCUGGCUGAUGAGAAGGAGGAAGAGGAGGAGGUGAUGAAAGAGGAGGAGGAGGACGACCUGGACGACGAGGAGGACGAUGAAGAUGAGGAGGAGAGAAAGAGCAGCGAGAAGGAGCAGAGCCCGGCUCUAAAGAGGAGCAGGAGAGAGGAGGCGCUGCAAUCUACCUCCACCUCCUCUGUUACCCCCUCCACCUCCUCCACCUCCUCUCUAACCCCCUCCACCUCCUCCUCCUCUGCUCCUCCUCGGCCCAGUCCUCCUUCUGACCUCCCCGUCUGUGCCAAGAACAUUUCUCUGACAGCGAGUGGAGAGAAAGUCAUCCUCUGGACCAGGGAGGCGGAUCGAGUCAUUUUGACCACGUGUCAGCAGGAGGGAGCCAAUCAGAACACGUUUCAGGCGAUCUCCAGUCUGCUCGGCAACAAGACUCCGAGCGAGGUCUCUCGCAGGUUUCGGGAUCUGAUGCGUCUGUUUCGGACGGCGGCGCGUCAGACGAGCUCAGAGGACGAGGCUCCUCCCGCCGACCCGGCAGCCAAUGAGGAGCGAGACUGACAUUAACCAAUCAGAAGAGCCGCAGAAUGAUAUUGACCAAUGAAAAGUUUAAUGUUUUGAGGUUUUCUGUUAUGAAAGGGUUCACAGCUGUUAUUUAAGGUCAAAGGUCACAGAUGUGUUUACUGUACAUUAAAAAAAAUGUAAAUAGGAAAUGUUUAUUGUUUAAUAUUUUUGUAAAAAAGUUUUUUUUAACAAUUAAAUUUUUUUUUGUUAAAAUGUGUUG
Scomber scombrus (Atlantic mackerel) is the source of this 5627-nucleotide messenger RNA. RefSeq names its product gon-4 like b (gene gon4lb). The record is from RefSeq and is a predicted model, not a curated record. NCBI's taxonomy places the organism in Eukaryota, Metazoa, Chordata, Actinopteri, Scombriformes, Scombridae. Gene Ontology annotation, cellular component: nucleus. Gene Ontology annotation, biological process: regulation of DNA-templated transcription. Gene Ontology annotation, molecular function: transcription coregulator activity.